Messenger RNA from Morone saxatilis (striped sea-bass), 2343 nucleotides. RefSeq names its product E3 ubiquitin-protein ligase Mdm2-like. Gene Ontology annotation, cellular component: nucleus. The annotation marks the transcript as partial. The record is from RefSeq and is a predicted model, not a curated record. Gene Ontology annotation, biological process: regulation of cell cycle; negative regulation of apoptotic process. The transcript is spliced from 2 exons. NCBI's taxonomy places the organism in Eukaryota, Metazoa, Chordata, Actinopteri, Moronidae. Gene Ontology annotation, molecular function: ubiquitin protein ligase activity; identical protein binding.
UCUCAGGACUACUGGAGGUGUGUGAAGUGUGACGAGCUGAACCCCCCCCUCCCUAGAAACUGUCUCCGCUGUUGGGCGCUGCGCCACGAUUGGCUGCCCGAGGACAUAUCGAAGUCGGCCUGCUCCAGCCCUAAAGCCCUGCCCCCGAAGCCAACCGACCAAUCAGCAGCCACAGAAGCUUCAGGUAGCGAGGCGACACACUCCUCUCCGGAUGCCCUGUCUGACUCGGCGCUCUCCGCUCCCGACUCCCAGGAUCUCCUGUCAUCCUCGCAGCCUUCCUCCUCCUCCUUCUCCCAGCAGAAGCUCUGGACUCCUGACUCCCAGCCCUCCUCCUCCACCGACUCCCAGGAGCUUCUCCCGUCUUCCCCGGCCGAUCCGCCUCCCCCCGCGGUCCCCGAGCUGGAGCGCAGCGUGUCGGCGGAGUGGCGGCUGCCGGACUCGUGCCUGGACCCCUGUCUCAUCUGUCAGUCCCGGCCGAAGAACGGCUGCAUCGUCCACGGACGAACCGGACACCUCAUGUCCUGCUACGUCUGCGCCAGGAAGCUGAAGAAGAGGAACAAGCUGUGUCCGGUCUGCAGGCUGCCCAUCCAGUCUGUCGUCCUCACCUACCUCAGCUGAGACACCCCGUCUGUCCUCACCCUCCAUCUGUCCUCACCUACCUCAGCUGAGUUCACUAAACCAUUGAACUACAUUGAAUUAUCACCAAAUAAAAGUUCAGUGUGGUGUCAAGUCUCAGUCUCUCUCUCUUUGGGAAGCUGGUAAGACUCGGCAUUAGUCUCUGUUCUGUCAACAAGCUCACCAAAAGACCAAAACCAACAAUGUUAGUAGUUUUUUAAGCAGGGCUGCACCUAACCAUCAUUUUAAUCAUCACUUAAUUGACCUAAUUCAUCUUUUUGUCUAUAAUCGUUAAAUAGAAGAGCACAGUGAUAGAAAACAGACGAGCAGCAAAACGUCUCAUAUAGGAGAAGCUGCAGCUACUAAACGUUCAGCACAUCGGCUUUAAAAAGUCAAACAGGAGGAGAAUGUGUGUUUGUUUGUCGGGGACUAUUUUCAGCGGCGGAUGAAUCCACAUUUGGUGUUCUGGUGAUUAUUUGGGGCAGCGGGACGGUGAACGUGUGAUUGAGUCACAGUAAACUACAUUGUGUGUUGAUGCUAAUGAAGGAACAUGUGACACACGAAUAGUUUUUGGACCACAGUGGAUGUAUCUGACGGUUGGUUUUGGUCUUUUUUUAAAUGGGAUUUGUUGAUUUAAAAGGUAGAAUAUUACCUUCUACCAUUAUCUUUUUAAUUAUGCUUAAACCUCAAAACCAUUAAAUUAUUUUUCAUUCCAAAAACAGACAAUCUGCCCUCAACUGAAUGAAAUCUUCCUGUUUUCCAUCCCACCCAGAGUGAGAAGAAGUGAUAAAUAUCUCUCUUUGUCAAACACAGCAGAUGCUUAAUGACUGGAAGCAGCUUAGCUCCGUUUUAUAAGCGGGCAAUUAUAACUUUUUGAUAAUUUCCACCAUUUUCUCAUCUACAUUUGAGUUUAAAAAAAACAUCAGGACUCGCCAAAAUGUCAGAUUGUUCCUUUUAACUUCAUCAUCUGGUAACGCUGUAAUGUGGUGACGUUUUAUUUCAUGGGUCUAUAAUUUCUUAAGACAUUUCCUGGAAAGGAUUCUGUAAUUUUAUGUGAAUUAUAUGAAGAAAAAAGUAAAUGUCCAGCAAAAUUCAAAAAGAGAGACUGAUUAAUUUGAAUUAUUUAUUUCUAAGCAUAGCAAUUAAACACUUUUUUUCCUUAUAAUGAGUAACAGAUGACAUAGUUCUUUCCAGGAGUGUUUUUGUACAUUAUUAAGAAAUUAUUAAAAAGAAUUAUGGACCCAUGAAAUAAAGCUUUACCCUUUUAUAUUUUACAGGUUGUAAUUUCCAAAUCCCUUAACUUAAUUUGAAGUUCUGCUGAAAGAAGCAUGUCUUUUGGUAGCGUUUAUAGUAACUGCAUUGAGAGAGAAACGCAUUAAUUUAUUAUUAGACAAUGUAUUUUGUAUGCUAGCCCUGCUGUGCACUGAUUAAAACAUUCGCCAGGUUAAACUAGCAAUCAAUUAUCUCUUAUAAUUAAUACCAAAUGACAUCAUUCUUUCCAGGAAACCUUUAAAGAGUUGGAAAUUAAUAAACUGAAGUGUUACCUAAACAUCUUUAUUAUUUAUUAUAAGUUUAUUUAAGAUGCUCGAGUUUAUUUAAGCGGACACUUUUUCUAGGAGCUCUUUAAAUAACAAGAUGAAUAUAUAAGAUAUAUCGAAUUUCUGAUAUUUUCUGUUUGCAAUUGUCUGUGAAUUGAAUAGUAAUAAAAAAAAAAAUAACUUCUGUUAA